Molecule: messenger RNA, 3748 nt
Organism: Clarias gariepinus (North African catfish)
Lineage: Eukaryota; Metazoa; Chordata; Actinopteri; Siluriformes; Clariidae
Product: ETS-related transcription factor Elf-1-like
Exons: 9
Coding region: 359-2179 (606 amino acids)
Biological process (GO): regulation of transcription by RNA polymerase II; cell differentiation
Cellular component (GO): nucleus
Molecular function (GO): sequence-specific DNA binding; DNA-binding transcription factor activity, RNA polymerase II-specific
Source: RefSeq, a predicted model, not a curated record
CUGUGGUGUGUCUACAAAGAAAGAUAAGGGAGAGCAGCUAGAGCAGUCAUGGAGGACGAGAGAAAAUGUUGUUUACAGAAUGCUACCGAAGCACGGCUGGUGUAAACGCUUUGGACGGAGCGAAAAAGGCUAAUCUAAAUUAUUCCCAGCUGCUCAACCACUGGAAACAGCAAUGAAGUGAAACUUUCCAGUGCCUCUUUGGUGCUAUUCGAACAUGGAUUUUCAAACGUGUUUCCUCCGCGCCGAGCUUGAAGUGUUCUCUCAGUCAAACUGAAACGUUUUUGGAACUGAAACUAGCGCUUAUAAGCCUGAAAAGGCCCACUGUGAUGACUUCUUAGGCCUGUUACUGGUGUUCAACAUGGCCGCUGUGGUUCAGCAGACCGAGGGCGCCUGGGAUGGCGCAAUGAAACAAGAAGACGACUCUCUGCAGUUGGAAGAUCCAUCCUCUUUCCCAGCUGUAAUCGUGGAGCAAAUGCCACAAAGCCCCAUGCUCAAUUAUUCGGGUCUGACGUGUGAUCAGCCAUUAAGAUUGGGUCUGGAGCGCGAUCCUGUUGAUGAGAUGACACAACUGACAGCCAUAAGCUGCCGCAGCAUGACGUUCCCCCUUCAUAUGGAAGCUUAUCAGAGUAGUAAUGAAGAUGCCAUGAUGGAGAGCGCAGAAGCUGCUGAAGCUCUGAUGAACAUCGAUUCCUCCACUCAUCUUUCACUGGAUGACAAGCACAGCACUCAAAUGUUUCUUUUGACGUCAUCACUGGUAGAAGGUAACCAAUUUUUAACGGAUGCUGUUGGCGGGCAGCAACCGUGGAUCCACCUGCAAAAAGGAUCUCUACCAGAAGACAAACCAAAGGCUAAAAAGGGUAGAAGGGCUAAACGGCCAAGGGCACAUUCUCCAAUGCCUGACAUAACGAUAAAGAAGAGCAAGGACAGCAAAGGAAAUACAUUGUACCUUUGGGAGUUUUUGAUUGCUCUGCUGCAGGAUAAGUCCACUUGUCCAAAAUACAUCAAGUGGACCAAUUGGGAAAAAGGCAUAUUCAAGCUUGUGGACUCCAAGGCUGUGUCUCAGUUAUGGGGCAAACACAAAAACAAACCGGACAUGAACUAUGAAACAAUGGGAAGAGCACUUAGGUACUACUAUCAGCGUGGUAUCCUGAAUAAAGUCGAGGGUCAGAGACUCGUGUAUCAGUUUGCAGAGAUGCCAAAAAACAUCAUCUACAUAGGUGACGACAGUGACAACUCUGGUGGCAAUAAUUUCAACAUUUCACAUGAGGAUGAUGAUGAUCACUCCAGUGAGGCAUCCUUCAAUGAACUAUCACACUUAAACUACACCCCUCCCUCCCAAUCCAAAUUGCUCACUCCCAAAACACCGUCGAUGAGCACCAAAGUUCGUAGGGCUGUGAACGGAAGCCAGCGUAAGCCACCUAACAACCCCGGUGAGGCUACAGGAGCCACCAAACAAGCUCGUCCAUUAGGUCUCAUUCAGCAACAGCAUCUACCCAUUGUUUCUGCGGAGAUGAUUAAAACUUUUCAGAAUGUCCAGUCCAUCCAGCCAGGGCAGCAUGGGUCAGUUUUCCGUACGGCUCAGCUAUUAGAAAGUCUUCGUGACAAGCAAGAGACCAUUGAUGUCAAACAGGAGCAGCUGGAGGUUCAGCAAGAGGGCCAGGCACCUCAGAUUGUUACUCUUCAACUGGUUCCCGUGUCUUCCACUGAUGAAGGAAUGGACGGAUCUAUAACUUCUUCUCAGUUCAUCAUGCAAGCUAUUCCAGAGACCAUGCCAGAGGAGGUAACCCUUGUAGUCCAGAAUGUCACCUUGGACAAGGCUUCUCCUGAUGCUUGCCAAGAUGUUGACAGGGAAGCAAGCGAAGAGGCCAUUGUCUCUAGUUCUGUGUCAAGUAAUGCCUCUGUAGUGACAUUUGCUGGAGGUCAAGUGGUUUCUCAACCUUCGGGUACGGUUAUCCAUUCUGUAGUCACUGCAAUGGAACCAAAUAUACCAGGUCAAAUAAGUGACCCAGACCUCAAAGAUAUCUGCGGAGCUCCUGAAAACUCCUACGAUAUCCCGCAAAGUCCAGACAUGGAUAGGAAGAGUCUUUCGGAAAUAAAGGUGGAGCCAUUAAGUGUGGUCAUCCUUAAUGACUCAUGGGUGGGUUACACUUCCAACGAAACCACAGAGUCAUCAGGCUAAACUCAGGCUAGACUGAAAACUCAUAUUGUCCAAUGCCAUUAAAGCCUUACUCAUCACAUUCCUUUGGGACUUGCACAUGCACUGGAAUUUACAGGCACUCCUUUUUCUCUCUCUAUCUCUUGUUGUUUGUUUGCACCAGCCUUGCCUUGCUAUGCCAUGCAAAGAUUAUUUUUUAAGAGGACCAAUGAUACUUAUGCAGCUUAUUCUGACUUAUUUUCUUUACUUAAGUGCCCUAAAUCAUAUACUGCAAUGUUGUUCCUCAGGGUUCUUAUCUGACACAAGCGGUAAUGUGUCAAUAAUGUCGCCAUGUAAUGGAAGGCCAACAGCAACCACGUUGUAUCACUCGCAGAAGAGAUAGAAAGGACUUAAAGAUAUCUCCUGGAUGGUGAUGGUCAAAAAUUAGUGAUACUGUAUGUAAUGCAUAUUUUUUUGGCAAAGAUGCACAAAUGCAGACAUGGAGUAACUGCUGCCGGUCUGAAAACUGCAUUUAAAUCUGUAUUUUACAAACACAUUUCAUUCCUUAAUAACCUUAUUCAUACCUGGAUCAAAUGUGUGACUUGGCUAUAAAUAUUAACAAAAGAUGCUGUAUUUUUAUUGACCAAAUACAUUUUGUUUGCAAAGAAGCUAUAUAUAUUUUAAAAGCUGAUCCUGUGCUGUCGACUGUAUUGCUGUUAAUGUUUGUCCGAGAAAAAUGUGUGACCAAAAGAACCUGAGAAUUCAGGUGCUGCAUUAAUGUGACAAUCAUUUCAUGUUACUUAACGCCCUAAAUAUAUAAUAUGCUGUGUUUAAAAGAAUUUGUUGAUGAUGCACUGCAGCCUGUUUUGAGAUGAAUCAUUUUGAUGAAGAUGAUGAUUAUGAUGAUGUAAAGCAGAUGUAUAAACAUUCCUUAUGACAAAAUGCUGCAGUCAUAUUAAUUGUAUGCAUUUUAGGAUCUGGCCAUGGCCUGCCUAACUUGCUAUGGGUUUUUUGAUAAAAUCACAUUUUAACUUAAAUGUGGUCCAAAAUGAAAUUCGAAUUAAGCGUUCAGAUACAAAGAAAUGAAUCUUUAACUAUCCUGAAGUGCAGAUGCAUUUGUCCAUGCACAUGUUGAAACUUUUAUUAGGUACUUAAAAUAGUGUAUUUUGUUCCAUUUGAGUUUUUGUUUACGUUGACUGCAUGUUUAAAAUUGAUUAAAAUUCAGAUCACAAAAUGCUCUAGUUUUAAUAAAUUUUAGACUUGGCAAGCCAUUAACUCAGUGGCUGAAAAGAAGAUGGAUUCUUCUUCCAACAUUACUUACUAAUAUUGGGUCAUCUCUCUUUUGUAUAUGCCAGCUGGUUAAACUAUAAUCUUUCUUUUGUUUUUGUGCCGUCUUUGUUACUUGCUGUAGUACUGAUAACUGUAACGGUUGAAUGUGACUUCUAUUUUUUAUUGCCUUUUUUAUUGAAAAAGCCUCUAUAAUGCUCAUGGAUAUCAAAGCCAUAAUGAUGAUGUCUCUAACUGAAAAUUGCUCCCAUUUUUCUUAACAUUGCAUGGACCUUUUUUUUUUUUUAAUCUAAAUUUCUUGACAUCAUUAAACAAACCUCGAGCACA